GAAUCUUUUUGAUGCAUGCACUGGAGGUUGGCAGGGGAUCAGCGUGCACUGGGUUCUAUUCUCCCUGCUUCCCUCUUUGUCUUCACUAGGAGGUGGAGAUUAUCCCAUCCCACCCAGCCACUAGCCUGUGACAGGAUGGCUCAGACGAAGCAGUGAUCUCAACACUAGUAAUUCAGUGCUUGGAGGUAGUGUGGAGGAAAACUUGCUUUGGAAGUUGGAUGUCACAAGUUCCCAUGCUACAGAUCUCUGCUUCACGUAUUCCUCUGGAGACUUGGAAGACAUAGGAGUCCCCCAAAUCAUCUGAUUACAAUACAUGAUAAACCAUAGACAACUGAGAUAAUCCAAUCACGUAUCACUGGCCGCCAAGAUGGGUGCAGCCGUUCUGAGGUUCUUCUUGCUCUUUGUGGUGACUGGGUUUGUUAUCUGUAACACUGCUGGGGAAUUCUAUGAAAAUCACACUAAUUCAAGUACAGAAUUCACUAUGACGAAUAAGACUUAUCCGCCACCUCCAAGAAGGUCAAAUAGAUCAGAUAUGUGCCCUAAAAGGACCAAAAUCAGUCAAGCCUUCAAAUACAUUAACACAGUGUUAUCUUGUGCUAUUUUCAUUGUUGGAAUGGUUGGGAAUGCAACCCUGCUAAGGAUAAUAUACAAGAACAAGUGCAUGAGGAAUGGACCAAAUGCACUGAUAGCCAGCCUGGCUCUUGGGGAUCUUAUCUAUAUUGUCAUUGACAUUCCUAUAGCCGUGUUUAAGCUUCUAGCCCAGCGGUGGCCCUUCGAUCAGUCUCCUGUUGGAGAAUUACUUUGCAAACUUGUGCCGUUCAUACAAAAAGCCUCAGUUGGAAUCACCGUCCUCAAUUUGUGUGCCCUGAGCGUGGACAGGUACAGAGCAGUGGCAUCUUGGAGCCGUGUCCAAGGUAAUGGAAUUCCUCUUAUCACAGCCAUCGAGAUAAUCUCCAUUUGGGUGCUUUCCUUUGUCCUGGCAGUGCCGGAAGCAAUUGGGUUUGUCAUGAUACCAUUCGAGUACCGUGGUGAACAUAUCCGAACUUGUAUGUUCAACGCGACAUCUAGUUUUAUGGAGUUCUACAAAGAUGCUAAGGAUUGGUGGCUAUUUGGCUUUUAUUUCUGUGUACCUCUGGCAUGUACAGGGGUGUUCUACACCCUAAUGACUUGUGAAAUGUUACAUCAGAGAAAAGGAAGCCUCAGGAUAGCUCUCAGUGAACACCUGAAACAGCGGCGUGAAGUAGCAAAGACUGUUUUCUGCCUGGUAGUGAUAUUUGCCCUCUGCUGGUUCCCUUUACAUUUGAGUCGGAUAAUUAAGAAAACUGUAUACAAUGAGAUGGAUUCUGGGCGAUGUGAGCUGCUUAGUUUUCUGUUGGUAAUGGAUUUCAUCAGUAUUAACCUUGCAGCAUUAAACUCGUGCAUAAAUCCAAUAGCUCUCUAUUUUGUGAGCAAGAAGUUCAAAAACUGUUUCCAGUCCUGCCUGUGCUGUUGCUGUCAGUCUAAGCCACACAUAAUCACAGCUCCAAUGAAUGUGACCAGUAUCCAGUGGAAGAACCAUGAUCAACAUUACUACAUUGCCGACAGGAGCAUCCACAAGGACAGCCUCAACUAGCAAACCGUUGAAUAAUACCAAUAUUAUGAACCACAACGUAUACAAUCAAUAGUGACUAUUUCCUACAGAUAACCCAUAAAGAGUCUCUUCGAACAAGGAAAACAAAUCUCUUAAUGGUGGUUGAUCCUCCAUUCUAAUUCAAAGGAUGUCUUGCGGGAUUAAUUGACCAUCCGGACUGACAGACCUGUUUUGUUAUUGGCUGUAAUACAGUCUUUAAUUUUAACACCCAGCAUUCUAUAGAACUGGACCAAUUGUGUUCUGCGAACAUUCCAGAGAAUGAAGACAUGUUGAACCCGUGAGAAUGGCACGUGGUCACUUUUAUUCAUUUCUGUGUUUCACGUAAUGGACUAAAACACAAGUGCAGGUCAAUUAACUGCAUCAAGAUUAUUGAUUUUAUUCUACAAUCCUUGAUAUCAGUAAAAAAAAACUAUUUUGGGUAAACCAAAGAGAACAGUCUUUCCAUUAUCAUAUAAACAUUUAAAAAAAAAAUCUUAUUUAACACUAUUUCUCUAAAAUUAUAUUUUUGGAAAUUGAGUAUAAAGGAAUGUGAAAUUGUAUUGUUGCAUGUGAUGUACUAACAUUUUGCCUUGACAGAAAAAAUGUUAGAUAUAAAAUGUGCAUUUCAUAGCACUUCAUUAUUGGAAGCAUUACUUUUAUGUAGAUAAAACGCAUGCCAAUAAGGCACAAUAAAGUAUUAACUGAAAAAAAUAAGCCAUUUUUAGAUAUAUCGCUCAUAAUAACAUAUAUAAAAUACAUAGUAUUUUUUAAAUUAAAAUAAACUACACUAAUGUAUUCAUGGCAUAUGACAUUCCCAAACAAUAUGUUUGUUAAAUCUUGAUAUGUUUUCUAAGACAUAAAGAUCCUAUUCUAUUAUGUAUGUGGAUCCAAUUAUACAGCUGUCUAAUCAUAACAAAAAAGCAUAAAGCGCAAAGUACUACCACAGUACACAAGAAACUUACUUCAAAGGGGAGCAAAUCCAAUAGUUCUAUCCCUUAGGUAACAGAAUAGAUGGCACAUAGGGCUUUUUUGAAAUAUAUAAACACACUCUUCUUAUUGAAGUAUUGAAUUAUGAAUGUUUACACUGUUGGUACAUUAAAGCAUGUAACGUGCUUGAUACAAUCUGUGAGAUUGGUUCCAUAUUCAAUAUUUUUAAAGGAGCCAGAUGCUGCAACGACAUGUAAUAAGCUUGUUUCAUGAACAUGUUUAAGACUUUUUUUUUUUCAUUUAAAAAAGGGUGUCUGGGUUAAAGGAUAGUUGCGUUAAGAACCAACUUGCAAAAUUGUGGCCAAAAAAAGCAAAGUGAGAGAAAUUUAAAACAUAGAUUUUUUUUUUUGGGCGGUGGAAGGGAUGCUAUUAUGGCUUACAUUGUCCACAUUAAUUCUCAGUUCACUAUAAUUCACACUAGUGAAAGGACACCAUUGGUACCAUCAGAUACCCACCAAUAUCAAUCGGAAACAUUUACCAUUUACGUACCAAUCCCAAGUAUACAUUACUUUUCUGUUUACUUUUGUAUUGCAAAAAAAAAAAUAGAAAAAUGCGUACCAUCUCCUAUGCUCCAGUACUGCUCUUCUUCCAGUGGAGAAACACAUUUUUCUACUGUCUCAAAUGAGCCCUCAUGCUCCUACACUCCUUUCUUGUUGCAUAGAAA
Pelobates fuscus (common spadefoot toad) is the source of this 3260-nucleotide messenger RNA. It is a transcript of the gene EDNRA, whose product is annotated as endothelin receptor type A. Gene Ontology annotation, cellular component: plasma membrane. Gene Ontology annotation, molecular function: endothelin receptor activity. Bases 368 to 1612 code for a protein of 414 amino acids. NCBI's taxonomy places the organism in Eukaryota, Metazoa, Chordata, Amphibia, Anura, Pelobatidae. Gene Ontology annotation, biological process: developmental pigmentation; enteric nervous system development; regulation of blood pressure. The record is from RefSeq and is a predicted model, not a curated record. The transcript has 9 exons.